CCCAGCGCCGUGCAUACAGAUCGAAGGAUGAAGUUGAAGCGGUUCCUGCUCCGUUAUUAUCCGCCAGGGAUUAUCUUGGAAUAUGAGAAAGGUGGGGAGCUGAAAACCAAGUCUAUCGAUUUACUGGAACUGUCCCCCAAGACUAAUGUGGACCUGCUUGUAGAAGAAAUCAGAAGAGCCGAGCCUCUAAUCACUGCCUCCCGCACCGAGCAAGUGAAGCAACUCAUCCUACGGCUGCAAGAGAAGAUAGGACAGCAGGACCACCACAAGUUCUAUCUGUUUAAGGUGCUCAGAGCUCACAUCUUGCCUCUGACAAAUGUGGCAUUUAAUAAAUCUGGAUCCAGUUUUAUUACCGGCAGUUAUGAUCGCACAUGUAAAGUUUGGGACACAGCCUCAGGAGAGGAACUUCAUACCUUGGAAGGCCAUCGAAAUGUGGUCUAUGCCAUCCAAUUUAAUAACCCCUAUGGUGAUAAGAUAGCCACUGGAUCUUUUGAUAAGACCUGCAAGUUAUGGAGUGCUGAGACCGGGAAAUGUUACCACACCUUCAAAGGACACACCGCAGAAAUAGUUUGUCUUGCGUUUAACCCCCAAAGUACUCUGGUAGCAACUGGAAGCAUGGACACUACUGCGAAACUGUGGGACAUAAAGACUGGAGAAGAAGCACUCACCUUAAGCGGACACUCGGCAGAAAUCAUUUCAUUGUCAUUUAACACAACUGGCGACCGGCUGAUCACGGGCUCCUUUGAUCAUACGGUAUCUGUAUGGGACAUUCCUUCCGGCAGGAAGGUUCACACCCUCAUCGGUCAUCGCGGAGAGAUCAGCAGCGCACAGUUCAACUGGGACUGUUCUCUAGUGGCCACGGCCUCAAUGGAUAAGACCUGCAGGCUUUGGGAUGCUCUGAGUGGAAAAUGUGUGGCAACCCUGAGCGGUCAUGAAGAUGAGGUUUUAGACGUUGCAUUCGACUCCACUGGACAGCUGGUUGCCACAGCCUCAGCCGAUGGGACGGGCAGAGUUUACAAUGCCGCCAGCAGAAAGUGUUUGGCCAAAUUGGAGGGGCACGACGGAGAGAUUUCCAAGAUUUGUUUUAAUGCUCAGGGUACCCGGAUUUUAACCGCUAGCUCUGAUAAGACGGCGCGCCUCUGGGAUCCGCACUCCGGACAGUGCGUUCAGGUACUCGAGGGGCACUCGGAUGAGAUUUUCUCCUGUGCUUUCAACUAUGAAGGAAGCACCAUUAUUACAGGGAGCAAGGACAACACAUGCAGAAUAUGGCGUUAGUUCAUCAUUUCCUGCAGACUCUGAUGGAUCAUAUAAUGGAGUAGCCAAAUGUGAUGGACUUGAGGAACGGCACACCAAUUCACCAGCAGUGACAAC
Messenger RNA from Bufo bufo (common toad), 1371 nucleotides. RefSeq names its product dynein assembly factor with WD repeats 1 (gene DAW1). NCBI's taxonomy places the organism in Eukaryota, Metazoa, Chordata, Amphibia, Anura, Bufonidae. Gene Ontology annotation, molecular function: ubiquitin-like ligase-substrate adaptor activity; protein binding. The coding region runs from base 28 to 1275 and encodes 415 amino acids. Gene Ontology annotation, cellular component: SCF ubiquitin ligase complex. The transcript has 13 exons. Gene Ontology annotation, biological process: protein polyubiquitination. The record is from RefSeq and is a predicted model, not a curated record.